Molecule: messenger RNA, 1366 nt
Organism: Ricinus communis (castor bean)
Lineage: Eukaryota; Viridiplantae; Streptophyta; Magnoliopsida; Malpighiales; Euphorbiaceae
Product: tetraspanin-2
Exons: 2
Coding region: 282-1091 (269 amino acids)
Biological process (GO): auxin-activated signaling pathway
Cellular component (GO): plasma membrane; plasmodesma
Source: RefSeq, a predicted model, not a curated record
UAAAUAAUUGUUUUUUUCUCCUUUUUAGUUAUGUACAUCGUAUAAAUUUAUUACAACAUAAAUGUCUUAACAGUUCCAAGAAUUCCUUAACCAUAGCCACGUAUGACGUGGCUUGGCUUUUUCAACUCUUUCAUCCUCUGCUCGCUCUGUGUUUCUCUCUCUUACCUUGGUAUAAGUACAAACACAGAGACAGUUCACCAUAAUCUCCAUUCGCAUACUGUCUUUACUCUUUAGUCAAAUUCACACGACGCUAAACCCUUCCUCUGCCAGACACAGACGCCAUGGGACUAGCCAACAACAUAACAGCAAUUCUAAACUUCAUAGCUUUUCUGUGCUCAAUCCCCAUAAUAGCAUCAGGAAUAUGGCUAGCAUCCAAACCAGACAACGAGUGUAUCCACUACUUCCGGUGGCCAUUAGUCAUUCUUGGUGUUCUUAUCCUCCUUGUCUCUCUUGCUGGCUUUGUGGGUGCUUACUGGUAUAAAGAAACUCUCUUGGCCUUCUAUCUUUGCUGCAUGGCCAUUCUCAUUGGACUUAUCUUGAUCUUGCUGGUUUUUGCUUUUGUCGUUACACGCGCUGAUGGUGGGUAUACUGUGCCUGGUAGAGGUUAUAAAGAAUAUAGGGUUGAAGGGUUUUCUUCUUGGUUGAAAAACCAUAUUGUCGAUUCCAAGAAUUGGGUUAAGAUUAGGAACUGUUUGAGCGAAAGUGAUGUUUGUUCUAAGCUUAUCCAGAAUUAUAUCACUUCUGAUCAGUUCUUUGCUGCACAUAUCUCCCCUCUCCAGUCAGGGUGUUGUAAGCCUCCAACAGUAUGUGGCUACAAUUAUGUGAACCCAACACUCUGGUUAAACCCAGCAAACCCAACAGCGGACCCAGACUGUUAUCUGUGGAGCAAUGACCAGAGUCAGCUCUGCUACAAUUGCGAUUCUUGCAAAGCUGGUUUGUUAGGAAACCUAAGGAAAGAAUGGAGGAAAGCCAAUGUGAUUAUCAUCGUAGCAGUCGUGGUGCUUAUAUGGGUCUAUCUCAUUGCCUGCAGUGCCUUCAAGAAUGCUCAAACAGAAGACCUUUUUCGUAGGUACAAGCAGGGUUGGGUUUAAGCCUGUUGCCGAACACAACCCAGUUCCUUAAAGCUGUUGUUGGUACUAUGGUUUUUCUUUCUUUUUCUUCUCUUCGUUUCUUUAGUGUAUUUUAUUACCUGUAUCCUUUUCAUUAGUGUAUAUAUUCCUUUCCCUUUCUACUUUCUUAUCUAGAAUGCAUGGGCUGACGGUGACAAUGAAUGCUGGUUGGGAAACCAGUUUUUGAUGACCCAACUGGGUACUACUUGUGAAAAUGAUAAUGGAAUUAGAAUCUCAAUUUUCAUCUUUCCCAAGAA